UCGCCGUGUGUCGGUUGGUCCGGGUGUCUGCGUUCGUGUUCGUUCGUUCAUCCCAUCGAUCACCUGUGACGCCAGAUAAUCAGCGCGCGUAUCAGUUAUUUUUACGCUCGCAACGAAAGCUACGUGCGGGGGGCGGUGUAUCCGACCGAUAGGAACCAGAUUCGCGACACGUUCCACACCGUACGGUUCAUACUUGGAGUCACAGUCGCUCACAAGCGCCCAGUUUGUUUUUCGCGCAUUACCGUGAAGUGCUAGCCUGGCAAGAGUGAGCAGACCGCGCCGAGUGGAGAGAAAAUUGGUUUUCCAAUUGCUUCCUGCAACCACUAAGUGCAUCUUGUAGAACGGUGCACGCGUGUUACAAAACAGUACAGACACCGUUUGGGAAACCAGAACCACUUAGCCGAACGGGGCGAGUGUAGAAUGUCCGGGAAGAGCAUAAUGAACAAGUUUGUCAUACGGAACAUUGUGCAAUUGGCAGUGCACUGUACGUACGUGUGCGUGUUCUACCUGAUGCUGCUGUCGCUGCUGGACACCGCCGGUAUAGGCGCGGACAAGAUGCCCCAGGAAGAUAUUUCCGUCGUAACCGAGGUGGACGAUGAGGUGGCCCCGAAUGGAAGUAGCGGUGUGCCGACCGAAGAUAAGGGCCUCCUGUCAUCCGAUAUCGGUUUCGUGCACGCUUUCGCCGCGUCCUUUAUGGUCAUUAUCGUUUCGGAGCUCGGCGAUAAGACGUUCUUCAUUGCGGCCAUCAUGGCGAUGCGUCACCCGCGGCUCACGGUGUUCGCGGGGGCCAUCGCUGCCCUCGCACUAAUGACCGUCCUCUCGGUCGUGUUCGGAAUGGCGGCCACCAUCAUUCCGCGUGUCUACACGUUCUACAUCUCGACCGCACUGUUCGCCCUGUUUGGGCUGAAGAUGCUCAAGGACGGCUACUACAUGUCGGCGACCGAUGCGGCCGAAGAACUGGAAGAGGUGCAGUCCGAUUUGCGCAAACGCGACGACGAGCUCGAAAGAGAGGUCAGUGCCAGCGGAAGCUUGAUGAAGGUGCAGGACGCCGAAACGGGAGCAACGCGCCGCGGAACUCGUCCGCGCAAUCUGGCCCUCCGCAUGCUGUUCCGGAUCUUCGCGCAAGCCUUCACGAUGACCUUCCUGGCCGAGUGGGGUGACCGGUCCCAGCUGACGACCAUCAUUUUGAGCGCCCGCGAAAAUGUGUACGGAGUGAUUGCGGGCGGCAUCAUCGGGCACUCGAUCUGUACCGGACUGGCUGUGAUUGGUGGGCGCAUGAUCGCCCAACGAAUAUCUGUCCGCACUGUUACCCUUAUCGGUGGUGUCGUGUUCCUGCUGUUUGCCGUCAGUGCCCUGUUUUUCGGCCCAGGCGAGGAAGAACCGGCCAAAGUGCCAUUCGCCGGCUCACCUUAAACGGGCGCGCGACGGCCCCUCGUUUCCUCCCCGGGUUAGGCAUGGUCACCUAACCGAUGAUACUUUCCGACCCCCAAGUGGAGAAUGGGUUGCGGGAAAGGGCCAAACACAGGGGAUCUCGCGUGCUCGGUAUUGGCACUUGAUUAGUGGUCUGUUAAGCUCGUGUGUUUGCCGUAUGUAAGAUGUUUGUUUAUGAAACGCUAGCAGGCUCGGUAUCGUGAAUCCCUCCAGUUGAAGAUCCUUUAUAGCUUAGGAAUAGGACAAGAGAAAGAGAAAGA
Molecule: messenger RNA, 1691 nt
Organism: Anopheles bellator
Lineage: Eukaryota; Metazoa; Arthropoda; Insecta; Diptera; Culicidae
Product: transmembrane protein 165
Exons: 4
Coding region: 421-1413 (330 amino acids)
Biological process (GO): Golgi calcium ion transport; Golgi calcium ion homeostasis; calcium ion transmembrane transport
Cellular component (GO): Golgi apparatus
Molecular function (GO): manganese ion transmembrane transporter activity; calcium ion transmembrane transporter activity
Source: RefSeq, a predicted model, not a curated record